UGGGUUGGAGAAAUGGCGGCUUCUGGGGAGAGCGGGGCUACGGGCGGCGGAGGCGGCACAGAGGAUGCGUUUAUGACCUUCUACAGUGAGGUGAAGCAAAUAGAAAAGAGAGAUUCGGUUUUAACAUCCAAAAAUCAGAUUGAGAGAUUGACCCGUCCUGGUUCCUCCUACUUCAACUUGAACCCCUUUGAGGUUCUUCAGAUAGAUCCUGAAGUGACAGAUGAGGAAAUAAAAAAGAGAUUUCGGCAGUUAUCUAUCUUGGUGCAUCCUGACAAAAAUCAAGAUGAUGCUGACCGAGCACAAAAGGCCUUUGAAGCUGUGGACAAAGCUUACAAGUUGCUACUGGAUCAGGAACAAAAGAAGAGGGCCCUGGAUGUAAUUCAGGCAGGAAAAGAAUACGUGGAACACACUGUGAAAGAGCGAAAAAAGCAAUUAAAGAAGGAAGGGAAACCUACAAACGUGGAAGAAGAUGAUCCUGAGCUGUUCAAACAGGCAGUAUACAAACAGACCAUGAAGCUCUUUGCUGAACUGGAAAUUAAAAGAAAAGAAAGAGAAGCCAAAGAGAUGCAUGAAAGGAAGCGACAAAGGGAAGAAGAGAUUGAAGCCCAAGAAAAAGCCAAACGAGAGAGGGAGUGGCAGAAAAACUUUGAGGAAAGUCGAGAUGGUCGUGUGGAUAGCUGGCGAAAUUUCCAAGCAAACACAAAAGGCAAGAAAGAGAAGAAAAAUCGAACUUUCCUGAGACCACCAAAAGUAAAAAUGGAGCAGCGUGAGUGA
Molecule: messenger RNA, 774 nt
Organism: Elephantulus edwardii (Cape elephant shrew)
Lineage: Eukaryota; Metazoa; Chordata; Mammalia; Macroscelidea; Macroscelididae
Gene: DNAJC8
Product: DnaJ (Hsp40) homolog, subfamily C, member 8
Exons: 9
Coding region: 13-774 (253 amino acids)
Cellular component (GO): nucleus
Source: RefSeq, a predicted model, not a curated record